Molecule: messenger RNA, 585 nt
Organism: Salpingoeca rosetta
Lineage: Eukaryota; Choanoflagellata; Craspedida; Salpingoecidae
Exons: 1
Coding region: 1-585 (194 amino acids)
Source: RefSeq, a predicted model, not a curated record
AUGAACACCACGGUUAUGGCCAACACGACCAUGUUCCCGACCUUCAACGGGACCAAUGUCACCACCAGUGCAACAACAAACAUGACGAGCACCAGCAUGUUGACCUCCUCCCCGACCUCGACAUGGACGACGGGCCCCUUCACCACGCAGACGCCGGCGCCAACGCCGAUUCCAGGCAGCCUGGACACCCCGUGGUACUUCAGCGACGUGCUGGACCUGCCUGCCCUCAUCUUGUACGGCAUCGUCGGCGCUAACCUCGUGCUCAGCUUCAUGGCAUGGUUCAUCCUGAAGUGCUGCUUGCAUCGCCCGCGCUCGGCGCGUCGCGUGCGCUUCGUUGCGCCCAUUGUGCAUUUCCUCAUCUUCUUCCUGUUUGAGUUUGUGGUUCUCUGUGCUCGACUUCACGCCUGGACCACCAACGACAACGAGUACACGCCGUCGUGGACGGCGGAGGGCGAAAUGGUGUUCCCCGGUCCAGCGUUUAGCUCAAGCCUCAGCCCCGAUUUCCUGCGCGAGGUUGGCUGCAGCGACUUCAUCUUGACCAAUGGCACGACGAGCACACUGGAGCCGGUCGGCCCCAGCGAGUAA